This is a messenger RNA of Acinonyx jubatus (cheetah), 1122 nucleotides long. Its product is annotated as small ubiquitin-related modifier 1-like. The transcript has a single exon. NCBI's taxonomy places the organism in Eukaryota, Metazoa, Chordata, Mammalia, Carnivora, Felidae. The record is from RefSeq and is a predicted model, not a curated record. Gene Ontology annotation, biological process: protein sumoylation. Bases 418 to 699 code for a protein of 93 amino acids. Gene Ontology annotation, molecular function: protein tag activity; ubiquitin-like protein ligase binding. Gene Ontology annotation, cellular component: PML body; nucleus.
CAGAGGAGGAUCCAGCUCUGAUUAAUUUUUCUUUCCUUACCUUGCUCAUAACAGGAUUCCCAACCUACCAACUAGCCUACUGACACUGCCACACAAUUGAGCCAUCAUUCAUUCAUUCAAAUAUUUAUUGUGCUCUUAUUAUGUGUCAGGUCCCAUGCCAGGUUCUGAUAAUUCAAAGUGGAUGUUGAAUCAAUAAUUUCAGCAUCAUUCAUUGACCAGUUGUGUGACCUUGGCCAAGUAAGCUAAUUACUCUGAGCCUCGGUUUCCUUAACUGUAAAAUGUGGGAUAAUAAUGGUACCUUGCAGAGCCGCGGUAUUGUGCGGUGGGGAAGAGGGAUGGAUUUGUAAACCCUGGAGCGAGGUUCUGCCUACCUGAGGGCGCUACUGUACGGAGACCCUGGAUGAAGCCACCAUCAUCAUGUCUGACCAGGAGCCAAAACCUUCAACUGAGGACUUGUGGGAUAAGAAGGUAGGAGAACACAUUAAACUGAAAGUCAUUGGACAGGAUAGCAGUGAGAUUCAGUUCAAAGUGAAAAUGACAACACACCUCAAUAAACUCAAAACAUCACACUGCCAAAGACAGAGUGUUCCAAUGAAUUCACUCAGGUUUCUCUUUGAAGAUCAGAGAAGUGCUGAUAAUUACACUCCAAAAGAAAUUGGAAUGGAGGAAGAUGUGAUUGAAGUUUAUCAGGAACAAUGAUCAAUGAUUCAAUGAUUUAUAUAUUCUUCUUUUUUUUUCUUUACCCUCAAUCCUUUUCUAUUUUUAAAAUUAGUUCUUUUGUAACGUGGUGUUCAAAAUGAAAUUGAAAACUGGCACCCCAUCUCUUUAAAACAUCUGCUAAUUUGAAUUCUAGUGCCCAUUAUUCAUUACCACCUGUUUUCAUUGUGCUGAUUUUUGGUGAUCAAACCUCAGCCCCCUUCAUAUAGCCCUCUCCUUUUUAAAAAUUACAUGCAUGCAUAGAGGGCCCACUUUUCCCAGGCUGUGCUUUUUCAGUCUUAUGAUAAAUAAGAUUGACCAAUGCGAGUGUUCACAACAACUUUCCAGUUGGCCCUGAAGUUCUAACUUGUGAUUGCUUCACUCCUGGACUAUGAUUUUCAGUGGGAGAUGAAAGUUUUUCAGAGA